Molecule: messenger RNA, 3433 nt
Organism: Mytilus californianus (California mussel)
Lineage: Eukaryota; Metazoa; Mollusca; Bivalvia; Mytilida; Mytilidae
Exons: 7
Coding region: 2-3433 (1143 amino acids)
Cellular component (GO): nucleus; cytoplasm
Source: RefSeq, a predicted model, not a curated record
AAUGCAAGAAGAUACAUCAGAUGGAACUAUUUUGAUAAGACCCAAGUUGCUGAUAGUUUCCCUGGGUUUACCAGCUAAAGCAAUAGUUUCAAAUAUGAAGCAGUUCAAUGGGAAAUCAAGUUGCAGUUUAUGCCUUGACAAAGGAACACAACGUCCUGAUCAUCCUAUGCUGAGAUUUAACCUAUUUAAUACAGAUUCAGGUAUUAGAACACACCAGUCCAUGGUGAAUGAUGCAAUGUUGCUUGGUGUAACCAAAGCUCGAAUGAAAUUAUGGAGUGAUGCCAAAAAAAAAGACAGACGUUUUUUCGUUGGAAACCAGAUUACCUUACUUGACAAAAGAUUUCUAAAGAUAAAAAUACCUGACUUUGUGUCAAUAGCAGAUCCUACAAACUGGAAAGAUGUUGCAUCAAAAUUACCUGUGAAAGAGAAGUCUAAAAUAGUAACAUUUUCUGCAGUUAGUCUUGUUGAAGGUAUUAUGUCAGAAGUACCUAUGUUUACUGUAAUGGAUGAAACUGAAAAAGAGACUAAAUUAAAAAAAGUCAAUGAUGAUGAAAAACCUGAUAUCCAUGAAGAAAUUUCUGUCAACAGCAGCUCUUUUUCCUCUGAAGCCAAUGAAAUGAAUGAUUCUCUGCCUUUGUUAAUCAAUUGCUUUGUAGAUUCUUUGUCAAUCAAUGACUCUGUAGAGCCUUUGUCAGUCAACGAUUUUGUAGAUCCUUUGUUAAUCAAUGACUCAGUAGAGCAUUUGUCAAUCAAUGACUCAGUAGAGCCUUUGCCAAUCAUUGACUCAGUAGUUUCUUUGUCAAAUUAUGAAUCAGUAGAGCCUUUGUCAAUCAAUGACUUUGUAGAGCCUUUGUUAAUCGACGACUUUGAAGAAAAUCAAGACGGUGGUUUUACUACAAAUGGUAAUAUUUUACAGUUAUGUACCGAAACAUCUAUCCGCAGGGUGUUAGAGGUAGAUUCUAAUGUUUCACAAAUUGGUCAUUGCACAGGUCAGUCUGAUAAGAAUUCUAUCAGAGACAACAAGGUAUGGUCGAAUCCUGAUUAUCACAUAAUGCCAGUUACAAAGAAUGGUGACGUAUACAGUUCAGAUAAAUUAUCACAAGGCUAUGACAGUAACAAGAGUGAAAAGAGCAACAUAUCAGCUAUUAGUUCCGGAUGCUGUAGUACAAACAGUUAUCAACAGGGUGUACAGAUUUGUCGCUGUGGAUUUACUGUUUCAGCACAUAAAUAUAGCACAGAGCUAAGUAAGCAUCCAAAAAGUUCAUCAUUUUCAGAUGAUUUUUUACCCUUUCACAUACAUUUUGAAGAGUCUAUGUUUUCAAGCAAGGGUGUGAUAGAUCUACAGAAAGAGCAAGCAAACAAAUCAAUAAAUAUAAAAUAUUCUGAUGGAGAAGAAUAUUUAAAGAAAUGUAGAAAACAUCAUGAAAUUGCUAAGAUAGUAAAAACCACUUUGAUUGAAUUAGUGAGGAAAAGGGUAACUAAAAUAAAUCCGGCAUUACAAUGCAAUAGAAUGAAUAAAAAGCGAAGGAUAUCAAGAAGAAGACUUCGACGCAUUAUUUUUUCUAAUCGAAUUAAAUCACCAAGGUCUCUUCAAAUACAAGUAAGACCUGUUCAAAAUUCACCUCAGCUAAGAACAACCUCUGAUGAAGUAAACACUAGUCAUUCAAAUCAAAAUGGAACAACGUUGAGUCUACAACAACAAAAUUCAGUUCAAAGUGUAUUAUCAGUACACAAUAUUUCUACUUAUAUCAGACCUGAUGGGUCAUCUGAUUUGGUCUCUGAGUUAUCAUUUACAACGCCUUCUGUGGCAUCUCCAAGUUCUUGGACUAACUACUUCAAUAGGUUGUCGAUGGGAUAUGAGUACAGUCUUGAGGAAAAGAUGCAGUACGAAUGGCUGAGAGUACAAUCUUUCCAGGAUUUUCCAGCUACCUGCCAUACUAGUCCCUUACGUUUAGCUAGAGCUGGUUUCUUCAGUACUGGUAUUAAUGAUGAGGUUAAAUGCUUCAGCUGUGGGGUUAAAUACAAGAACUGGAAGCAAAGGGAUAAUCCUAUUGAAGUUCAUCAUAGAAUAUCAUUAGAUUGUCGGAUGGUAAAUGGUAGAGAAACAACGAAUAUACCAAUUAUUUCAGAAAUAAACGGAGCAGCUGCAGAUAAUCCUCAGCAAGAGUCCAGCCAAAGUCUAUUGACCGAUGAUUUCCUGCCAUCAACAAUACAUCAAAAUGAAGAUCUAAGUAUUCAGACAACUGAAGGUGCCCAAAACAGAUCAUUGAAAAGAGAAGACAUACAAAGCUCCAAUGUUGCAGACACAAAUACUCAGUUAAUAAAUCAAACACUGCAACCUCAGGUAGUACAAGAUGCAAUGAGACAACCAGUAGUUGACAGAGACCAUUCUGUAUUAGAUGGAGAACAGAACAGAACUGAAGAUAAAAGCAAGGCAGAGGAUUUGAGUAUCAGUUUAGAAACACCAAAACAUCAAGCUUAUGCUCAGCUGAAUGACAGGGUCAGUACAUUUCAAGGUUGGCCUGGAUAUUUAGAACAGGCACCAAGAGAUAUGGCACUUGCAGGAUUUUUUUAUGAAGGAUACAAUGAUUAUUGUCGAUGUUUCUUCUGUGGUGGAGGAUUAAGGAACUGGGAAGCUGGAGAUGAUCCUUGGGUAGAACAUGCAAGAUUUGUUAAACAAAACAGAGGUCACAGAUUAGUUGAAAUAAUUACACAGAGACAGGCCGAAAUGCAAGCAUCUAAUAACUCAUCAGAUAUUGCUGAGAAUCAAACAGAAGAGUCAAAUCAAAGUGAAAAUGAAGAUAGAACCCAAAUAAACUCACAAGAAACAUCAGCAACACCAAUGAUCACUCAAUUAGAUUUCCUGCGAUCAACAAUACACCAAAAUGAAGAUCUAAGUAUUCAGACAACUGAAGGUGCCCAAAACAGAUCACUGACAAGAGGAGACAUACAAAGCUCCAAUGUUGCAGACACAAAUUCUCAGUUAAUAAAUCAAACACUGCAACCUCAUGUAGUACAAGAUGCAAUGAGACAACCAGUAGUUGACAGAGACCAUUCUGUAUUAGAUGGAGAACAGAACAGAACUGAAGAUAAAAGCAAGGCAGAGGAUUUGAGUAUCAGUUUAGAAACACCAAAACACCAAGCUUAUGCUCAGCUGAAUGACAGGGUCAGUACAUUUCAAGGUUGGCCUGGAUAUUUAGAACAGGCACCAAGAGAUAUGGCACUUGCAGGAUUUUUUUAUGAAGGAUACAAUGAUUAUUGUCGAUGUUUCUUCUGUGGUGGAGGAUUAAGAAACUGGGAAGCUGGAGAUGAUCCUUGGGUAGAACAUGCAAGAUGGUUUUCAAAAUGUGCAUUUGUUAGACAAAACAGAGGUCACAGAUUUGUUGAAAUAAUUACAAACAGACAGGCUGAAAUGGUAAAUACAAUAAGUUGA